UCCCUCUGUUCUCAGUCUUAGAUUUGGAAACUCUCUCAGCAAUGGAUCUGAACAACUUCUACAGCGAGAACAUCAGUAUUAACCACAGCACGCUCUUCAACGACAGCAGAAACCUCACGCUCUUACCGUUCUACCAGCAUUCCCUCACCGUGGCCUCCGUCAUUAUCCUGGCCUACGUGCUCAUCUUCUCGCUGUGCAUGCUGGGAAACAUCCUGGUGUGCUUCAUCGUGCUGAAAAACAGGCAGAUGAGAACCGUCACCAAUAUCUUCAUACUCAACCUGGCCAUCAGUGACCUGCUGGUGGGCAUCUUAUGCCUUCCCAUCACGCUGGUGGACAAUCUGAUCACAGCGCUGGAGAACUGUGUUUCUUUUCGUGUUACUCAUGGAGAGAAUUCCUUCAUGGUGUAUGCGAGCACUGAGAGUCUGAAGUGUUUUGAAUGCGGUGAUUUGGGCCACAAGCGUUUUAUGUGUCCGCGUAGAGAAGAACAGCGCGCUUCUACAUCUCGUGGUGAGGAAAACGAUGUUGAGCCUCAAUCUGGAAGUAGUUAUUUACCUGAUAAAGCUGUGAGUGUUUGUAAAGAAAAUGAUCAGAGUGAUGCUGAUGAUGAUACUGCACAGAAUCUUGGUUCUGAGGAAAAUAUGGCUGAUGAGACUGAGAGUUUAUCACAGUAUACUGAUGAUGGAAUGAGAGAUGAUGAGCAGUGGCCUGAUAUGUCUAAGGAGGUUGUGGAAAAUCUAAUGACAAUACUUGAGCCUCCUGAGGAUCUAGUGCGAGGAAUACAACAACGACUAGUGGAUUUUUUCUGGUCGGGACAGCACUGGUUGAAGGCGGCGGUGCUGUAUCUACCUAGACAAGAAGGAGGCCAGGGGUUGAUUGACAUCAGAGCGAGACUCAGGACCUUCAGAAUGCAGACGGUGCAAAGACUGCUUUACGGAGUGGAUGUGAGCUGGGCUGAAGUAGCCUGUGCCCUCCUAAGAAGAGCUGGAAACAUGGCACUGACUGGCAUAUGGCAAGAAAAAGAGGACUGCUUAUUAUCAUUUAAGACCCCUAAGCUGGCCUGCUUUGGUGAUGCUGAUAAGAAAGCUAUCUACAUUAUGUGUGUGAAAGUGUGGCAUCUUAACACACUGAAGAAUGUCAGCGAGUCCAAAUGGUUGGAGGUUCUGGGGCCAGGUGCCUCCCCUAAAGGCUGCUGGAGGUCCCUGUACAAACCACCCAUUGAGAAAAGAAUUGUUGUCUUCACGCUGGUGGCCAUCGCAGUGGAAAGGUUUCGCUGCAUUGUCUAUCCGUUCCAGCAGAAGCUGACGCGGCGUCAGGCCAUCAUCACCAUCGCCUUCAUCUGGGCGCUGGCCGUGGGCAUCAUGUGUCCGUCCGCCGUCACGCUGACUGUCUCGCAGGACGUCUUGCACUUCACCGUGGACGGGGACAAUGAGACGCACCCGCUCUACACCUGCUGGGAAGCCUGGCCCGACCAGAGCAUGAGGAAGAUCUACACCACCGUGCUUUUCUCGCACAUCUACCUGGCUCCGGUCACGCUCAUCUUCAUCAUGUACUCGUGCAUCGCGGUCAGGCUGGUCAAGCCUCCCGUCUUCCGCCGCAAGCUGCGCGUGGUGAACAUGCUUCUGAUGGUGGCGCUGCUCUUCGCCGUGUCCUGGCUUCCGCUCUGGAUCCUCAUGAUGCUGACGGAUUACGGAAAUCUUUCGGCCACUCAGCUGGACCUGGUGGCCGUCUAUGUCUUCCCGUUCGCUCACUGGCUGGCCUUCUUCAACAGCAGCGUCAAUCCUAUCGUUUAUGGCUACUUCAACGAGAACUUCCGGCGUGGAUUCCAGGCGGCGUUUAAGCUGGGUUUGUGUGUGGUGGACGAGCCGCCGCAGCCCAGACGCAACGCAGCGUGGAAACACAACCGCGUGUUUGCGGACCGAGACGAGACGAACGCAAAGAGCGAUGGCAGGAGAGAGUUCUGCAGCGGAGAGCAGAGAGACGAGCUGGUGCUGGAGGAUCUGGACUGAG
Molecule: messenger RNA, 2007 nt
Organism: Sinocyclocheilus anshuiensis
Lineage: Eukaryota; Metazoa; Chordata; Actinopteri; Cypriniformes; Cyprinidae
Exons: 7
Coding region: 42-2006 (654 amino acids)
Biological process (GO): cellular response to hormone stimulus; G protein-coupled receptor signaling pathway
Cellular component (GO): plasma membrane
Molecular function (GO): peptide binding; nucleic acid binding; zinc ion binding
Source: RefSeq, a predicted model, not a curated record